AAAAAAAAACGUAUGCUGUUCACUUGCUCUGGCUUUAUUCCCAACUAGGCAACUACCAUCCUUCAUGGUAGGUGGUGGAAAGUUUGAAUUCGAGUGUCCCAGACAUAGCCACGCUUCCCCCCUUCCUUCGAAAUGCUUUCUCACCGACAUUUGCUGAAUCUCACAGCGUGUCUGUUACAAAUUUCAGUAGCACACACAUGCCGAGUUAGCUAUAAAAUUAGUUGUGAACUUUGAAGCUAUUUGUUUGUGUUGCUGAACGGUGAAGAUGGGCGUUGUUUGCGGGAAUUCAGAACCGACGAUUGAGAUUAAAGAUCUGAAAUUCACGUACCCCGGCAUCGACGGUCACCCUCCGCCGGGCUCCGCUCCUCUCAUUCAGGACUUCUCUCUCUCACUCUCUUCCGGCGAUCGAUGCCUCCUUGUUGGAUCCAAUGGCGCUGGGAAGACGACGAUUCUCAAGAUAUUGGGAGGGAAGCACAUGGUCGAACCGGGAAUGGUUCGUGUGCUUGGAAGAUCGGCUUUUCAUGACACCAAUUUGACGUCCUCUGGUGAUCUCUGUUAUCUUGGUGGCGAGUGGAGGCGAGAUGUUGCUUUCGCGGGUUAUGAGGUUGCAAUACAAAUGGAUGUUUCUGCUGAAAAGAUGAUAUUUGGUGUGGCUGGGACUGAUCCUGAAAGAAGAGCAGAGCUAAUCAAGGUAUUGGAUAUAGAUCUCUCUUGGAGAUUGCAUAAAGUAUCUGAUGGUCAAAGAAGAAGAGUUCAAAUUUGUAUGGGUCUCCUCAAACCAUUCAAGGUUCUUCUACUCGAUGAGAUAACAGUCGACCUUGAUGUUCUAGCAAGAGCUGACCUUUUGAAGUUCCUAAGAAAGGAAUGUGAAGAGAGGGGUGCUACUAUUAUAUAUGCAACACAUAUAUUUGACGGUCUUGAGGAUUGGCCAACUAAUAUAGUUUAUGUAGCGCAUGGAAAGCUGCAAUUAGCCAUGCCUAUUGAUAAAGUCAAGGAAACUAGCAAACUGUCAUUAAUGAGAACAGUUGAAUCUUGGCUGAGGAAAGAACGCGAUGAAGAUAGAAGGAAAAGAAAAGAGAGGAAGGCAGCUGGUCUUCCUGAAUUUGAAAAGCAAGUUGAUGGAAGCCGCGUAGCAGGGGAUCCAGCUCGUGCUGCUGUUCGAGUAAUCAACAAUGGCUGGGCAGCAGGGCGAUUGACGUCUACGGUUGCUGGUGAGGAGAACUUUAUGCUCAGCUCAAACAGAGUAUUGAGGCAGUAGAUAACACUACAAAUUCUACUAGCUCUUUGCUCUAUAUCUAUGGGUUUUAUUUAGAUUUAUUUUAAUUUUUUUUUUCAAUGCUGUCAUGUAUAAUCCUUUGUAAUAGAGACACAGGUUGUCAGGUUAUACAAGAAAUAAAUUUCCCAUAUUAUGUUGUUUUCUUUUCCUCAGAUUUUGCAUUGAAGAGCUUAUGUUUUCAAUGG
This is a messenger RNA of Arachis ipaensis, 1461 nucleotides long. RefSeq names its product non-intrinsic ABC protein 9 (gene ABCI20). Gene Ontology annotation, molecular function: ATP binding; ATP hydrolysis activity. The record is from RefSeq and is a predicted model, not a curated record. NCBI's taxonomy places the organism in Eukaryota, Viridiplantae, Streptophyta, Magnoliopsida, Fabales, Fabaceae.